CUCCGGAUCGGCCCUGGCUCAGGCCCCGCCCCCACAAAGUGGGUGAAAGGUCGGCGGCGCGGUGCAAAACCUGGGGCGACGAAGCAAAACUGACAGAACGACUCCUGACUGACCAUGGCAGAGGAGCCGAAGCCUAUCAGCCCGCUCAAGAACUUGCUAGCCGGCGGCUUUGGCGGCGUGUGCCUGGUGUUUGUGGGGCACCCUCUGGACACUGUCAAGGUCCGACUGCAGACACAGCCAGCAAGUUUGCCUGGACAGUCUCCUAUGUACUCUGGGACAUUUGACUGCUUCCGAAAGACUCUUCUUAGAGAGGGCAUCACAGGGCUGUACCGGGGUAUGGCUGCCCCUAUCAUUGGGGUCACUCCCAUGUUUGCUGUGUGCUUCUUUGGAUUUGGUCUGGGAAAGAAACUACAGCAGAAAUCCCCAGAGGAUGUGCUUAGCUACUCCGAAAUAUUUGCUGCUGGGAUGUUAUCUGGUGUAUUUACUACAGGAAUCAUGACCCCUGGUGAACGGAUCAAGUGCUUAUUACAGAUUCAGGCUUCUUCAGGGGAAACCAAGUACAACGGACCCUUGGACUGUGCAAAAAAGCUAUACCAGGAAUCUGGAAUCCGAGGCAUAUACAAAGGCACUGUGCUCACCCUCAUGAGAGAUGUUCCAGCCAGUGGGAUGUAUUUCAUGACAUAUGAAUGGCUGAAAAAUAUUUUAACUCCAGAGGGAAAAAGUGUCAGUGACCUCAGUGUUCCUCGAAUCCUGGUAGCUGGUGGAACUGCAGGGAUCUUCAACUGGGCUGUGGCAAUCCCUCCAGAUGUCCUUAAGUCCCGAUUCCAGACUGCACCUCCUGGAAAAUAUCCUAAUGGUUUCAGAGAUGUGCUAACAGAGCUCAUCCAGAAAGAAGGAAUCACAUCCUUGUACAAAGGGUUUAAUGCAGUGAUGAUCCGAGCCUUCCCAGCCAAUGCAGCCUGCUUCCUUGGGUUUGAAGUUGCCAUGAAGUUCCUUAACUGGCUCACCCCCAACUUAUGAGGCUGAAGGCCGCUGAAGCCUUCUGGAUGCCGGGUACUCAUUGAGGAGAAGCGGUGACUAAGACUAGGGUGCCUUGAAGGGUGAGGUGAGGGGGUGGUGGGAUCAGAAUUCUGAGCAUGGACUUGGCGAAACUUUUGCUUUAAUGAUAUCUGCCUUCUGUGAUUUUGUGUACCAUUUUGAAACUUGAAUUCACUCAAAGGAUUUGGAGAUGGAAUAAUAAGCUUCUUGACCAGAUACUACCUGUGACCAGGUGCUGCUUGCUGGUUGACUGCUGGCCCUACUACACCCUAACACUCCUUGCUAAAGAGAUAAUUUCAUGCUCUCACUGAAACACGUUUUCACACAGCUGACUAGAAAUUGGAAUCCUCGUCAAACCCUAGUCAAGAAAAUCAGCUGAUUUCCAGGGUGCCAUUGGAUCCUCAGCUACACACAGGGAUGUGGAUUUAAGCCCACAUCUGUCUAUCCAAGCUGGCCGAAUGGAUAUGCCUAAGAACUGAUGGCCUGUUCACCAUCAGAUUUUAAUUUUUUUUACACAAGAAGAUAAUAAAAACCAAAGAUAGAGCAGUGUAAUUUCUCAGUAAUAGGUGGAGAACUUUCCCUCCUAUACAAUGAGGACAGCUCCAGACUGCUGGGUUAAUUGCAAAAGCCUGUGGUACAGGAAGGCUGUUUUUGUACACUCUCUUCUCAUGAGAGUGCCUAUAAAACAAUAACGAUUACUUCUAA
Molecule: messenger RNA, 1743 nt
Organism: Cavia porcellus (domestic guinea pig)
Lineage: Eukaryota; Metazoa; Chordata; Mammalia; Rodentia; Caviidae
Gene: Slc25a20
Product: solute carrier family 25 member 20
Exons: 9
Coding region: 115-1020 (301 amino acids)
Biological process (GO): mitochondrial transport; carnitine transmembrane transport
Cellular component (GO): mitochondrial envelope
Molecular function (GO): O-acyl-L-carnitine transmembrane transporter activity
Source: RefSeq, a predicted model, not a curated record